Molecule: messenger RNA, 441 nt
Organism: Lathyrus sativus (Indian pea)
Lineage: Eukaryota; Viridiplantae; Streptophyta; Magnoliopsida; Fabales; Fabaceae
Source: the annotation of a GenBank genome assembly
AUGGAUAGUGUGGUUGAUUCUCUGAAUUGCGCCUACCAAGAUUUUGUUGCUGCAGCAGCAACUGUUCUUGAAGCCAAAGAAAGUGCAACCCCAAAUAAAACAGCAGCAACCGAUACCGCACUUGAAAGCUUUAAGCAAAAGUGGGAAUUGUUUAGAGUGGCAUGUGAUCAAGCUGAGGAGUAUGUGGAAUCUGUGAAGCAAAGAAUUGGAUCAGAGUGUUUAGUAGACGAGGCUACGGGGCAUGUCGCAGGAAAGGCUGGACAAGCUACCGUGACUAGUCUUCCGCCGAUCAGCGCGGUUCGCUUGGAACAGAUGAGUAAAGCCGUUCGUUGGCUUGUGAUUGAACUGCAGCAUGGCUCUGGAGCUGGUUCUUCUAGUUCAGCUCUUUCGCAUUCCUCAGCCCCUUUUGAUGCCAGGUUUUCUGAAGAUGCUGCUCAGUAG